Messenger RNA from Xylona heveae TC161, 864 nucleotides. RefSeq lists its product as hypothetical. The record is from RefSeq and is a predicted model, not a curated record. The annotation marks the transcript as partial. The transcript is spliced from 2 exons. NCBI's taxonomy places the organism in Eukaryota, Fungi, Ascomycota, Xylonomycetes, Xylonales, Xylonaceae.
GCCUCAAGCUCCUCGUCUAGCGCCUCAAGCUCUUCGUCCAGCGCCUCAAGCUCCUCGUCGAGUUCCGUGAGCAGCUCCUCCUCCAGCGCCUCAAGCUCCUCUUCGAGCGUGUCGAGCUCCUCAUCGAGUUCCGUGAGCAGCUUCUCGUCAAGCGUGUCGAGCUCUUCGUCGAGCGCCUCAAGCUCCGCGAGCAUAAGUACUCCAGUCAAGAAGGUCAUUCUAUCUGUACAGACGGUAGCACCAUUCGCAGCAUUGAAGCCCAGGCAAGCCGCAUCAGGCCAGACAUUUGUCGCCUCCUCUGGUGGAACAACUACGGAUUGCAAUAGCGCUGUUGUUUUCACACUCGAGAAUGAGCAGUGCUCAAGCAACGGCCAAUUGGUUUCAACCAAUGCCAGUAGUUACUCACCAUUCGCUGUUGGGCUUGGUGGACGGUACACAACGAUAUUUGCUGUGAGCGGAGACAUCCUGACCUGGACCAAUCCUGCGUUUUCUGGUGUGACGGCUACGUUCUACUUGUCAAAUGGCUUUAUUUUUGCAUCGUUCGUUUUUGGCGCAACGCCCCCAGAUGCGGUUUUGGUUGAAUUGGUGACUCUGUCUCCGGCGGCUUGCCCAUCAAGCUCCAGCUCGUCAUCUAUCGCUUCGAGCAGUAUCUCCAGUUCUGCAAGCAGUGCAAGCAGCUCGAGCUCUGCAAGUUCUGCCAGCAGUGCCAGCUCCGUCAGCAGUGUUAGCAGUGUCUCGAGCAGUGCAAGCAGCGCGAGCUCUGCAAGUUCUGCCAGCAGUGCCAGCUCCGUCAGCAGUGUCAGCAGCGUCUCGAGCAGUGCAAGCAGUGCAAGCAGCGCGAGCUCUGUCAGCAGCGUGAGCUCC